Molecule: messenger RNA, 2136 nt
Organism: Debaryomyces fabryi
Lineage: Eukaryota; Fungi; Ascomycota; Pichiomycetes; Serinales; Debaryomycetaceae
Exons: 1
Coding region: 1-2136 (711 amino acids)
Biological process (GO): DNA-templated transcription; positive regulation of transcription from RNA polymerase II promoter by galactose
Cellular component (GO): nucleus
Molecular function (GO): zinc ion binding; DNA-binding transcription factor activity, RNA polymerase II-specific; RNA polymerase II cis-regulatory region sequence-specific DNA binding
Source: RefSeq, a predicted model, not a curated record
AUGAGUUCUGACAAGGAUAAUCAUACGAAUGGGAAGAAUAGGAGACGAAAUGUUGCUCUAGCCUGUGAAGGCUGUCGUCAGAGGAAAAGACGAUGUGAUGGAGCUCAACCCGUGUGUGGUAUUUGCCUGAAAAGAAAGACUACUUGUGUUUAUAGUAAGAGAUAUACAAGAGCCCAUGCGAAUGCUGAAUAUGUCAAGAGCUUAGAGGAAAAGCUAGGUAUAUUACGAAAUGAUAUACCUAAAUCUGUCGAUAUGAUUCAGUCACCAUCGAUUGUGAGUGAAGGUUAUCAGAAAGAGAAUGCAGAUAGUAAGGAAUUAGUCACCCAUUCGUCAACCCGUUCUCAAAGCGUUUCACAUUCCCACACUUCUACCUCAGGUUCCUAUCCAGGAUUAAAUCAAAACUUGCAGAAUUCGAAUGAUUCUGCUAUUCGAAACAACGAAGGAACGGCUAACUUUAGAGACGAAGAUAUGGCAACAGAUGCUAUGGGAGCAGGCUCCGGAGCAGUUUCAAAUAAAAAUAGAGAUAAAAGUUUCUUCGGUAGAUCGGCUGCUAUGUCAUUUAUGAAGGAGCUUUUCGAAUCGGUUGAUCAUGAAUCAAUAGAUAACUUUGAACCAGAAUCAGUAAAAUCAAUUACAUAUAAAAUGAGUAGGCAUGAGAAGGAGAGAUCUACUAUUAGCUUGUCUAGAAUAGUGGUCCCUCCUAGAGGUGUGGCUGAUGGUUAUGUUAAGAUUUACUUCGAAAAUACAUAUCCACUUUACCCCUUUGUUCACAAACCAACAUUCAUGUCCGCGUAUGAAGAAAUAUGGUCAAGCGAUACAAACAAUUGCGAAUUAGAUGAAUUAUUCUAUUGUAUUUUAAAUAUUAUAUUUGCCUUUGGGUAUCAUUUAUCACCGUUGGAAGAACAUUUAGAAAGCAGUAAAACCACAAAUGUGUACUUUGAGAGAUCACAAGAACUUUUGAAGUUUCAUUUAAUGGAUGCCGGAUCACUUUUAUUAAUUCAAGCAUUGUUACUAACAGGACAGUUUUUACAAGCCACGACGCGACUGGCCGGAUGUUGGAAUAUUGUUGGGCUGACAAUACGUAUUGCUCAAAGUUUGGGACUCCACAUGGAAAAGAGUUUAUCACCUCAGAGAAGCUACAUCGAACAGGAAAUUGAGAAAAGAUUAUGGCAUGGAUGUUUAUUGAUGGACAAAAUAGUUUCUAUGACAUUUGGGAGGCCUUUGAUGGUCGUCGAAGAUCAGGCAAUGAACCCACCUGUUUAUAUCGACGAUGAAUAUGUUCAUGAUACCAAUAUAAAUUAUCCGCCGAUAGAGAAACCUUCGGUUUUGAGAUUUUUCUCCGAGACUGUGAAAUUAUAUAAUAUAAUGGCCGAUAUAUUAAAAUUCUUUUAUGCUGAUCCCGCUCCCGAGUACAUGGAUUUAUUUGUGGGCAUAUUUAGCUUCCAAAAGCGACUUUAUGUUUUUCAAGGUAAUAUUCCAAACUAUAUCAAGUUUGAGAAUUGUUUACACGAACCACCAUAUCUACAUCAGAGUAUUGUUCUUCAAAUCAGGUAUUUACAUUUGAAGAUCAUGCUCUACAGACCUGUCUUAUUUCCGAUGAACAGAGAUGAAGUUUACACUAGUGGAAUAAGCAGUAUGGAACUAUAUGUGUCCAGCCAGAGAUCUAUCUCAGUAUUGUGUAUCAAUUGCGCGAUGGAGUUAAUUCAUUUGAUUAAAAAGUUUAGAUCGGCUGAUUUAACUUUGCUUCCUGCUAGCUGGUAUAACGUUUUUUAUAUCUACACAGCAGCAUUGAUUUUGUUGGCUGCAAAACUUCAACCUGGUCUACAGGACGAUUUGGAUAAAAUAAAGUUUGAACUGUCUUGGACUAAUGUCGUUGAAUUAUUAUCUUCCUAUGAAUCACAAUCAAAGUCUGCAGCUUGCUGUUUGAAGGUUCUAGAAAUAAUGGACAAUAAAAUCAAAUCUGUUAAUCAGAAGCGAUCGAAGCAAACUCGUGAUGCUCAUCAGCCAGAAGAAAGCUAUUCCACUGCCAGCGAAUCCGAAGUCCCUACGGAUUUUCUUUAUUCCUUGAUGUAUGAUACUGAAGGUCCUUUUGGAGGUCCUUUUUUCUAUAAUAAUAAACUUGAUAGUAUAAUAUAA